AUGUCCUGCUCACCCGACGCCCUUCUUCAGAUGGCGCAGCCAAAACUGGAAGGUUUCAGAUCCUCGCCGAGCGGCUACCAGCUCUUCAGAUCCUGGUACAAUUACCAGCGAACGCAACCCACGGCCAAUCCCUCGUUCAACAACGUCAAAGACAGCGUGGCCUGGAACACGCUGCUAUCGGACCAAAAGACACCAUGGUGCGACAAGGCGAAGGAUCUCGCGUGGCUUCGGGUGACGAAUAGAACAGAGCUAGCGAUGUUUCUCUUCGCAACGCCUCCAUGGAGUCCGGAGGGAUUCGCGCUGUCUGCUGUGAAUGUGGAGAAACUGGCUGAAGUAGUGGCAACCAUGAGGGCAAAACGCGAGGUCAGGAGAGCCAAACGGCCGAGGCGCUCCACCUCUUCGCAUCCUGCCCAAGCCUCGUCCCAACGCAACACGAGUUUCGGAUAUCACCCUCCAGAUGAGGAUACCCCAGCAGAGCAUACACUUCGACCGCAUACCGAGGAGCAGAAGGCUGUGUUCAACGCUAUGCAGACGCUUCUUCGCGGUUUCACAAUGACCAUCCCGGCCGACAGCUAUGUGGCUCGCGCGCUGGGAUACUCCCAGGAUCGCUCGCUACCUGCACCUCCCCAACAACUACCUAUGCAAGCUUCGUCUUCCCCGAGCGACUUGAGCGGCAGCUACGCUGCUCAGUCUUCAGCAAUGUCGUCAGACUACGAUUGUGCAACGGUCACCCCUAAUCCCACCGAACCAGAACGAAGUUCGACCCCCUACGGUCUCCCGGGGCCACUCGGGCCACUCCCCGCUUCUCCCAUCUCCACGCCGACCAUCCCCUUGCGAAAAAGACCGCGACACGAACCCGCUCCGACACAUUGCUCCUCCGACACGGCUCCUGACGAAGGGUAUGCUAGAAUGGCGAUUGACCGGUUCUCUCCGUCUGGUUCGUCGGUUACGUGUCUUCAAGAAAGCGGUGUCUCCGGUGAUCCCAUACCGCUAUUUGGCACCUCCACGCACACAAACGAAUCCCUCCCUCGAGGCGGACUGUCCCACACCCACCACGUUCCUCAGCGUGUCUCGGCUCCGGAUCCCUCCCUCCAAGACGCAGGUUUCGGUGGCUUCGACGCUCCGUCAGCUGAGGGGCUCACCGAGGGAGAUGUGGACGACGAAUCCCUUCCCAGAGUCCGCCUGCCAAAAAAAGUCACCAUGAUCAUCAGGUGUCGGAACAAUGGGCAUGUGCCAAUUCCUGGGGCAUAUGGGUAG
Messenger RNA from Epithele typhae, 1257 nucleotides. RefSeq lists its product as uncharacterized. The coding region runs from base 1 to 1257 and encodes 418 amino acids. The record is from RefSeq and is a predicted model, not a curated record. NCBI's taxonomy places the organism in Eukaryota, Fungi, Basidiomycota, Agaricomycetes, Polyporales, Epitheliaceae. The transcript is spliced from 6 exons.